This is a messenger RNA of Drosophila mauritiana, 426 nucleotides long. RefSeq names its product ras-related protein Rab-1C (gene Rab9E). The record is from RefSeq and is a predicted model, not a curated record. The transcript is spliced from 3 exons. The coding region runs from base 1 to 426 and encodes 141 amino acids. NCBI's taxonomy places the organism in Eukaryota, Metazoa, Arthropoda, Insecta, Diptera, Drosophilidae. Gene Ontology annotation, molecular function: GTP binding; GTPase activity.
AUGGGACACAAGGGAAUGGAGGAUGAAGUGGAGGACUGGGUUUGGGAUGCUGCAGCUCUCGAGGAUUGGCAAGAACAACGCCAGCUGGCCGAGAAACUUUUCGAGGAGCGCUGCCGCUCCUGUUUGCCGGUCAAUCAAUGCGCCCACCCAACCACUGAACCACUGAACCACCGAACCACCAGUGAACCAGCGAGCAACUGCACCACCAUGUGUGUUCUCAUCGUGGGUGACACCGGCGUGGGCAAAUCCUCCCUGAUGAUGCGUUUCACGGAGAACAAAUUCCUCGAGAACUACAUGUGCACGGUGGGCAUGAAUAUCAGGGCGAGCUACGUGGAGCUGCUCGAGGGCAAGAUGAUGCUGGAGGUCUGGGACACCACCGGCGACGAGCGCUUGAAGUCUAAAUCUGAUAUUAUCCACAGGAUUUAA